CACGCGUUGUUAGGCGUGUAAUAGGGGAAACUCCUCCCCGCCGGGGCCGCCUCGCAGGCGCUGCCAGAGGAGCGGCCGCCUUGCUGCCCCCACCACCGAACGUGCGGCGGCCGCACACCGAGCGCAGAGCCCACCGCCUGUGCACCCGCGCGCAGCUCGCGGCAGAGGGGGCAGCGCCGCGCGGGGCUGCGGGGCGGCGGGAUUAGGGACUGCUCGAGCCCACCCGCUCCCGCCACCAGGCUGUGCUGACCCGGCGCCCAGGCGGCUAGAGGAGGCAGGCGCGCGGCGGGCAGCGGGAGGGGGCGGCGCGCCGCGGUGGCAGGGUGCCCCGCGUGCACCCCGCAGAGCUGGGCGCAGACCCGCGGGCCGUCGGGGGCGCGGCGGCCCGCCCGAGCCCACACCUGUCCGGCCGCGGUGGCCGGGAGCCCGAGUGGCGCCGCAGUCAGUGGCAUCAAAGGCAGCGAGGGAGGGAAGAGCCCGCGGAGGCGAGGCCCGCGCUCCAGAGGAAGCCGCGCCUGGCUGGAGGCCCCAGACCCUGCUCCCCGAGCUCCACCGCACCAUGGCCCCGAAGCUGUUCCUCCUCCUCUGUCUGUUCUCGGGUUUGCACGCCCGGUCCAGGAAGGUGGAAGAGGAUGAAUAUGAAGAUUCAUCAUCAAACCAAAAGUGGGUCUUGGCUCCAAAAUCCCAAGACACUGAUGUGACUCUUAUCCUCAACAAGUUGCUAAGAGAAUAUGAUAAAAAGCUGAGGCCAGAUAUUGGAAUAAAACCGACCGUAAUUGACGUUGACAUCUAUGUUAACAGCAUUGGUCCUGUGUCAUCAAUAAACAUGGAAUACCAAAUUGAUAUAUUUUUUGCUCAGACCUGGACAGACAGUCGCCUUCGAUUCAACAGUACAAUGAAAAUACUCACUCUGAACAGCAACAUGGUGGGAUUAAUAUGGAUUCCAGAUACAAUCUUCCGCAAUUCUAAAACUGCAGAGGCUCACUGGAUCACCACCCCCAAUCAGCUCCUCAGAAUUUGGAAUGAUGGGAAAAUCCUUUACACUUUAAGGCUCACCAUAAAUGCAGAGUGUCAGCUACAGCUGCACAACUUUCCCAUGGAUGAACAUUCCUGUCCACUGAUUUUUUCCAGCUAUGGCUACCCCAAAGAAGAAAUGAUUUACAGAUGGAGAAAAAAUUCAGUUGAGGCAGCUGAUCAGAAAUCCUGGCGGCUUUAUCAGUUUGACUUUAUGGGCCUCAGAAACACUACAGAAAUUGUAACAACAUCUGCAGGUGAUUAUGUUGUCAUGACUAUAUAUUUUGAAUUGAGUAGAAGAAUGGGAUACUUCACUAUUCAAACAUACAUUCCCUGUAUACUGACUGUGGUUUUAUCCUGGGUGUCAUUUUGGAUCAAAAAAGAUGCUACACCAGCAAGAACAGCAUUAGGCAUCACCACAGUGCUGACCAUGACCACGCUUAGCACCAUUGCCAGGAAUUCCUUGCCCCGUGUGUCCUAUGUGACAGCCAUGGACCUCUUUGUGACUGUUUGCUUCUUAUUUGUCUUUGCUGCUCUGAUGGAGUAUGCCACCCUCAACUACUAUUCAAGUUGUAGAAAACCAACUACCACUAAGAAGAAAACAUCGUUAUUGCAUCCAGAUUCCUCAAGGUGGAUUCAUGAGCGAAUAAGCCUACAAGCCCCCUCCGUAUGUAUAGCAUUGAAGAACUAUUCUCUCCUUGACGUGAGGCCACCACCACCUGCAAUGAUCACUUUAAACAAUUCUGUGUACUGGCAGGAAUUUGAAGAUACCUGCGUCUAUGAGUGUCUGGAUGGCAAAGACUGUCAGAGCUUCUUCUGCUGCUAUGAAGAAUGCAAAUCCGGAUCUUGGAAAAAAGGGCGUAUUCACAUAGACAUCUUGGAGCUGGACUCAUAUUCUCGGGUCUUUUUCCCUACAUCAUUCCUGCUCUUCAACUUGGUCUAUUGGGUUGGAUACCUGUAUCUCUAAAUAUUUCUGUGGUGAUGAGUAAAGAGCACUAGAUUUCACCCUUUACUUUCACUGUCCCCAGACCAGUAGUGACCACUUGGAGUAGGAAGGAAAAACACUGCUCAGUUUAUCUGAAGUUAUACAUUACCUUUGAGCAGCACCGGAGUACCUGGCAACCAUUUCUAUCAUGCAUUUCACACUCACACACAUGCGUGCGCACACACACAUUGAGUUUUAAAGUGAUAUUCUUGCUAAUCCCUUAUUGAAUCUGUAAGUUGGUGAUGUUUAUGAAUGGUUUUUGGAUAUUGGAAACAGUUGCCAAUUGUCGUUGCAAGGAAAUCUGUAAAACAUGUAAGCAAAUAUCCGAGAAGCUCUCUUAUGCCAAGACCCCUUCUAUAUCUUUCCUUAGCAACUCUUAGGGGCACCAGUGCCCACAUGUGUGGAGUCACUGCUUGCUGGGACACACUCAUGUUGACCUCAUCCCCGUGUUCCUGGACAGUCUGAGUUCAAGUAUGAACUGCAGUGAGUUUUGACCUGGUUUCCUCUCUUUGUGACCUCUUUUACUCUGGAACUAUCAUUGUUACCUAGAAUUUCUUUAUUUAAUAAUCUCACCUUAGGUUUAGGAAGGGUGUAUAUGCAUUAUCCACAAGUUUCCAGUUGAGAAAAAAAUAUGAUUUGAAAAAUUCUCAUGUUGCUGAAUUCAAUGAUGUUGAUUAUCUCUGAACAUCAGAAGGUUAUUACUCUAUUCCAAACUACUAAAAGUAAGCAGUAUUUUAACUUUGGGUUCUUGGAUUAGUUCAGUUGGAGUUCAACAUUUUACCUUAACAGUUGUGUUUUGUUAGACCAAAACACAACCCCAGAGUAUGUAUCUUUUGUAUGUUAUGCUAUUACAGGUUCAAUGAUUAUCUUCAUCUUGCAAAGACAAGUAUACAGCACUCAUAAGCCCUUGUCGUGAAAAUGUUUUCCAAAGUGUGAAAGAAAUAUAGAUGGAAUUUAAAAUUUUCAUAGUUAUAAUUAACUUUCAAGUCAAAUCAACUUUAGAUGCAAAAAAAGGGCAAUGGCUAUCAUCAAUGAUAUAUUUUGAUGAACAAAAUUAUUUUAUACUUUGAGAUAUGAAUAUGUAGCAAAAUCCCAAAGAAAAAAUCCCCUGAAAUUAUUACUCUUUUGAUAUUUUUAUAACACAAAACUAACUUGGUUCUUGAUGUUAGUUCUUUGUUAUAACUGGAUACCAGUAUGUAACUUCACAAGACUCUUCAGAAGCCUCCCACCAUUGAUAGGAAAAACAGUCCCACCAGUUCAUUAAUAAUGCUUUGGCAUUAUUAAAAUUUUGGUACUAAAAUUUUGCUACCAGUAUCUCUGUACUUCUCAUCUUUCUCACCCAUAAAAUUGAAUUAAUUUUAUUGGAAACCAUAAAAUUUUAUUUUAAUUAUCUAUUGUAAGUACAAUUAUUACUCAGAAAAAAAGGUAAAAUAAUACACAGAGAGAAUAUAUAAAAGUGCUAAUUUCACAUAAUUUACUGGAUUAAGACCAGACAUAAGGGGAUGGGAGUGGAAGAGGCUAGAAAAGUAAAAUAUAAAUCUGUUUAUAUUUAUGAAACAUCAUUCAUAUCAAGUGAAUGCAAAUACAUUGGUAUGAUCACCCAGCUUUCAAGGACUGAAUCUAUAUAGUGUGAGACACCCAAGUCCUCAGCUUUUCUUCCUGUCAUCUCCCUGACUUUGAUUUAAUAGUGGCUACAUAGGCCACAAGCCAAUUGGGUUCUAUUUAGCAAAUUCAAUUUAAAACAUAAAAUAAUAUUUGUGGAGAAACAAGUUGAACCUAUUGGCUUAUAUGAAAUUUCUACUCUAUUGAAGAAUUUCACAUACUAGCAUCCUUGUUCUGUCUCUCAUGCAUAAACUACUCCCCCACACUUGGCAGUGGUGUCCUGGAGGCACCCUGACCAAAGGAAUCCACCAUAUCCCACCAAAGCACUGAGUACCCAUGGAAGGUGGUCCAAAGUCAGUCCUUUUCAAGCAUAAUUUUCAUCUUUAUGAAUUUAUAAUAUCUAACAAUAUGAAGAAUUUCAACCUGUUAUGUCUUAAAAGUAAUUAUGGAGGGAGAUGAAUUUUCUAGUGAAAUUCUUCUUGGAAGAGACAUAACCUAAGAACACUUUUAUAAGAUAAAUUUGCUCUACUUUUACCUUAAAAAUUAUAUUGAUGCCUCUUAUUUCAAAGCUACUCAAUAUUUGGGUGUUGUUGGCAACUCAUAAAAUUAUAUGUGUAGGAUAUACUUACCAAUAACCUAUUUGCUGAAUCCAACCAUUCUCUUCCCCCUGAUCUCAGCCAUCCUGCUGAUUUAAACACUAGUUCAUGGUUCAUUUCUCCAUAAAGGAAAACUUUUAUUUCAAGAGAGUCUCAUAGAUGUUCACUCACAAAGUAUAAAAUAGACUCCCGCCCAUACAGCAAUCUCCCCACAAUGGGUUCUGACUAAAAAGAACUCAAACAUCCCCUCAGAACACACCAAUGUCAGUUUCUCUGCAGGCUUGUCUGUUCAAGUUCUCUUAUAAGUCUCAACUUCUGAGAUAAGCCUUCAGUCCACAAUACAAGAGAUGGUAUGUACCUCAUGCAGGUACAGAGCUCAGGGGCUUGCUUAUUAACUAUGUAAGAGUUUACCUUUUGGAGGAGGGAAGAGGAGAAGCACAGGAAGAAUGUGAAGGAAAUGUAUCUCUCUUAAAUUGAGGGACUCUCCUUCACCAGUAUGCUUGGUUAGUAGUGUAUGUGUGAGGUGCAUGGGUGUAAGGCUGUUCCACCCAGACCCAGCACCUGUAGAGCUCUGGCCAGCUUGCUUUGCAUUUAGACUUGAGAAAUAUGUUUUGUGUUUUCAUGGCAGCUGGUGGGGAAACUGUGUAAGUGGCUGGUAUUCUAAAGGUGCUACUGUAUUCCUCACUUUCAGAAAUACUGUAAAUUGCAGAGAUGAGAGUUAUGUAUUUUGAAAAGGAUUUCUAAUUUCUUACCACUGUGGAUCAUACUUACAACUGUGACUGUCUCUGCUUUAAGCUUCAUCCAGGCUGAGAGGGAGACAAAAGAAAAGGCAUUCCACAUCAAUGAAAUUAGAGUAAAAAUUCCUCUUCAGAGCCUAGAAAGUUUCUGUUUCUACAAAGUCUCAACACCAGUGACCAGAGGAGAGAUUCUCAGGUACUGGGCAGAGAAGGAAAAUGUUACUAUAAGUUACUUUUGACCCAGCCAAUACUGCCCCCUUUUUACCCAACAUAUGCCUUAAAAUAACACAUAAAGCUUAUAUCAUACACAUCUCAUAGAUUUUCCAUUUUCUGUAAUCACAUAUAUUCAUGACAGGUUUUAUUUAUUGUUUAUGGAUGGAUGGAGACAGGAUUUUCUUUUGUGUGUGUGUG
This is a messenger RNA of Acinonyx jubatus (cheetah), 5345 nucleotides long. It is a transcript of the gene GABRG3, whose product is annotated as gamma-aminobutyric acid type A receptor subunit gamma3. Bases 560 to 1981 code for a protein of 473 amino acids. Lineage: Eukaryota; Metazoa; Chordata; Mammalia; Carnivora; Felidae. Gene Ontology annotation, cellular component: GABA-A receptor complex; synapse; postsynapse. Gene Ontology annotation, biological process: regulation of postsynaptic membrane potential; chloride transport; monoatomic ion transmembrane transport. The transcript has 10 exons. The record is from RefSeq and is a predicted model, not a curated record. Gene Ontology annotation, molecular function: benzodiazepine receptor activity; GABA-gated chloride ion channel activity; transmitter-gated monoatomic ion channel activity involved in regulation of postsynaptic membrane potential.